GAGCGAGCGCUUCGUCCCUGACGCGCCUCAUCUGCCCUCCGCACUCUGCCAAUCAUGUCCACCCUCGGGCUGAUGGACUCGUUCGACCCCGCCGUCGCGCCCUGCCCCGACGACAACACGGCCGAGUGGUCCUGCCCCUCGUGCCCCAAGAGCUACGGCAACAAGUUCUCCCUCCUCGUGCAUCGCCGGCUUCAGCACGGUCUUAAAACGCCGUACGAGUGCGCGGUGUGCAACCUGUCCUUCCCGCAGUCGAGCGACCUCACCACGCACAUGAAGAUCGAGCACGAAGACAAGCUGAUCCAGUGCCCGCACUGCCCGCGCACCUUCCGGUCGCCCAGCGGCAUGCGGACGCACCGCACCAACAUGCACAAGGACGCGCCGACCGGCGUCAAGCUCCAGUUCGUCGAUCGCGGGAGCUGCGCGGCGCCGCUCGCCGAGAAGUCGUCGCGCCACCGAUCCCGCGCGGCAGUCCGGAAGCCCGUGCCGGCCACCAUCGCCGCCCUCACCGCCAGCAACAACAAGCGGCCCGCCUCGCCGCCGCCGGAGCCGCCGGCGUCCAAGAGCCAGAGGCUCCGGGGCGGCUUCGAGCCGACGCCCGUCGAGAUCAACGCGUUCGUGUCCGAGUCCGAGCCGAUCUGGCAGCCGCCCCACGUUAAGCCUCUCCUCUCCUCCAUGGCCAGCCUCGAGGCAUGCUGGCCGGCAGACGCGCCCGCGUCCUUCUCCGUCUGCAGCGAUGCGCUCGCGACGACGAAGGCCGAGGACUGGCUCGAGCCGAUGCUUCUCGACAUCAACACCAAGGCCGCCGACAUCUUCUCCUCCGCGUUGCCAGAUUUGCCGCCCGUACUCAAGCGUUUUGCCUCCUCCUGGCGUCUGCUCUUUGCCUAGCCCGCUCCCGUGUCUCUUGUGUACCCUCAGACUCAUUAGCACAUCCGAAUAGUAAAGAUGAGGCUGUUCAUUAGCGCAUACUGUGUUCAUAGCGGUGCAUAGCUUUAGCUUGUUAUUUACAGUUUAUUGCAGACAAAAAGAU
Molecule: messenger RNA, 1027 nt
Organism: Emiliania huxleyi CCMP1516
Lineage: Eukaryota; Haptophyta; Isochrysidales; Noelaerhabdaceae
Exons: 1
Coding region: 55-885 (276 amino acids)
Cellular component (GO): nucleus
Source: RefSeq, a predicted model, not a curated record